AUGCUUCAAGUUUGUCAUGCCUGGCCACUGGAAGAAUCAAUGCCCUUGUACGCAAAUGGUCCUGUGCAGCACGAGUUCCUCAUCAGUCCACAUAGAGGACAGAUAAUCUGGGGCACAGCCGCAGAAUCCGUGGUUGACCUAAUGUGGGGAAAACUGAUGACAAGAUAUGGCGCAGUGAAGCUUGAAUGUUACCGAAGCACUGCCAUGAGAAGGCUGCAAAUCUAA
Molecule: messenger RNA, 225 nt
Organism: Opisthorchis viverrini
Lineage: Eukaryota; Metazoa; Platyhelminthes; Trematoda; Opisthorchiida; Opisthorchiidae
Exons: 2
Coding region: 1-225 (74 amino acids)
Source: RefSeq, a predicted model, not a curated record